GGUCAACUGAUUAGAGUGCAAUGGGAGCGGUGCGAAAGAACAGCUACAGCAUCGUGGCAUCAGACGAUGACAUCGUCAGGAUGUCCCGGCUACACAACGGCAUGGCGAGUCCUGGCAGUCCCCCAGGCAACAACAGCCUGUCGCCAAGCCGCCACCACCACCACGACACCAGGAACCGCUUCGUCAAGAAGAACGGCCAGUGCAACGUGGUCUUCACCAACAUGGAGGACAAGCCCCAGCGCUACCUGGCCGACCUCUUCACCACCUGCGUGGACGUGCGCUGGAGGUGCCUCCUGCUCAUCUUCACCGCCUCCUCCCUCCUGUCGUGGCUGCUCUUCGGCCUGGUCUUCUGGUGCCUGGCCCUGGCCCAUGGAGACACCAACCCCUCACGGGAGAAACCAUGCAUCCUGCACGUGCACAGCUUCGUGGGCGCCUUCCUCUUCUCCAUGGAGACGCAGACGACCAUCGGGUACGGCUACCGCUGCGUGACGGAGGAGUGCCCGGCGGCCGUGGCAGUGGUGGUUGCCCAGUGCAUCUUGGGAUGUGUGCUGGACACGCUCAUGGUGGGCACCAUCAUGGCCAAAAUGGUGCGGCCAAAGAAGCGGGCACAGACGCUGCUCUUCUCACAGCACGCGGUGGUGGCGCUGCGCGACGGCAAACUGUGCCUCAUGUGGCGCCUGGGCAACAUGCGCAAGAGUCACAUCGUGGAGGCUCAUGUGCGCGCCCAGCUGCUCCGACCCUACACCACCGCAGAGGGAGAGUACCUGCCACUGGAGCAGGUGGACCUGGACGUGGGCUACGACGAGGGCCUGGACCGCCUCUUCCUGGUGGCCCCGCAGGUGGUGGUGCACGAGAUCUCCGAGCGCAGCCCGCUGUACGCCAUGACCCGGGAUGAGGUGGCCCGCGGCGACUUUGAGGUGGUGGUGAUCCUGGAAGGGAUGGUGGAGGCCACGGCCAUGACGGCGCAGGCGCGCACCUCCUACCUGCCGCAGGAGAUCCUGUGGGGCCACCGCUUCGCCCCCAUGCUCUACGAGCGCAACGGACGCUACCUGGUGGACUACGCCCGCUUCAAUGAGACCUACAAGGUGUCCGAGAUGACGGGUCACAGCGCCGAGGAGCUGUGUUCGCUGGCUCAUCGUCAUCACGCGCAGCAGAGGGGCAAAGGAGGGCCGCCGCCGCCACCGCCGCCGUCUCUUUUGAGUUCACACAACGUGCCGUCGUUGUUGCCGUGUGGCGGCAGCCCUUCUUCUCCUGCUCGUGUUACUACUACGGGGGCGCUCUGUCCGAGUGCGUUCUGUUACGAAAACGAGGUGGCGCUAGUUGUGCCGGAGGAGGAGCAGCGAGAGGUGGUGUUGGACGAUAUCAAGGAGGAGGAGACCCAAAGCUUUCUGCUUUCUGGGAGCUCCUCCGUGAAGCAAAAUGGAGGAGCUGUGCUGUGCGUGCUGGACAUGGAUAAUCAGGAGGAGACGAAGAGGCUGCAGAAAGCCAUCCCGCCCGUUCCCGUCAUUCACAGACGAAAUUCUGCAUUGUAAUAGCAUUCACCACUCCGUUUUUAUCCGUGGAUUAA
Engraulis encrasicolus (European anchovy) is the source of this 1567-nucleotide messenger RNA. Its product is annotated as ATP-sensitive inward rectifier potassium channel 12-like. Gene Ontology annotation, molecular function: inward rectifier potassium channel activity. Lineage: Eukaryota; Metazoa; Chordata; Actinopteri; Clupeiformes; Engraulidae. Gene Ontology annotation, cellular component: plasma membrane. The transcript has 6 exons. Gene Ontology annotation, biological process: potassium ion import across plasma membrane; regulation of monoatomic ion transmembrane transport. The record is from RefSeq and is a predicted model, not a curated record. Bases 21 to 1532 code for a protein of 503 amino acids.